Fulvia fulva is the source of this 1632-nucleotide messenger RNA. RefSeq lists its product as uncharacterized. The record is from RefSeq and is a predicted model, not a curated record. Bases 1 to 1632 code for a protein of 543 amino acids. NCBI's taxonomy places the organism in Eukaryota, Fungi, Ascomycota, Dothideomycetes, Mycosphaerellales, Mycosphaerellaceae. Gene Ontology annotation, biological process: carbohydrate metabolic process. The transcript has 2 exons.
AUGCGAGCCCCAUCAGCUGGAGCACUCGUGGUGCUCACCAGUCUAGCUGUACAGGCCAGUCAGCUCGAUGCCAGCACCAAGGCCAAGUAUAGGGAAGCGUGUCCGGCAUAUGAGAACUACGCACGCUUUGGGCACCGACCCUACAGCGAUGGACCUAUGGCACUUCCGUACCAACGACCGUCUCCUCACUGCCGAACGUUCGAGAGCGACCUCGUCGAGAAGAUCAUAAAAGACCUGAACGCCACCAUGAUAGACCGCGACUUGGCAAGACUGUUCGAGAACGCCUUCCCAAAUACGUUAGAUACUACAGUCAGGUGGCAUGUGGACGGCACGGAGAAGAAGCAAGAGAGCAGUUUCCAGCACAUCUUCAGUGGCUCGUCAGGCGCCUGGGAAGGGGCACAGAGCUUCAUCGUGACGGGAGAUAUCAAUGCGGAGUGGCUGCGGGACAGCACGAACCAGCUGGCACAGUACCAGCGAUUGGCGAAGAAGGACAAGGCAAUCGAGAAGCUGAUACUGGGUGCAAUCGCAACACAGGCCGAGUAUGUGGUUGAGUCGCCAUACUGCAAUGCUUUCCAGCCACCACCUCCGAGCAAACUCACUCCGAGCGACAACGGCCAAAGCGACAACGUCCAUCCAGCGUAUGAGCCAAGUCAGGUCUUCGAGUGCAAGUACGAGCUGGACUCGUUGGCGCACUUUCUGUCUCUCUCGAAUCAGUUCUACAAGAACACCGGCUCGACAGCAUUCUUGACGCGGCGAUGGUACAAGGCGUUGGAGAGCCUUCUCAAGGUUCUAGACCAGCAGAGCAAGCCCACCUUCAACGAAGAGGACUACUCUUUCGAGCGACAGACAUACCGUUUCCAACGAAACACAAACACCGGCACCGAAACACUCAACCUCGCCGGCAACGGAAAUCCACUAAACUGGGGCACCGGCCUAGUCCGCUCCGCCUUCAGACCCAGCGACGACGCCUCAACCUUCGGCUUCUUCAUUCCCGCCAACGCCAUGAUGGCAGUCGAGCUCAAGCGUGCCGCAGAAAUGCUCACCUCAGCCGGCAAACCACACGUCGGUCAAACGCUCAAAACCCGCGGCGAGAUCAUCGAGAAAGGCGUCUGGGAACACGGCGUAAUCCAACACAAGAAAUGGGGUUCCGUCUUCGCCUUCGAAGUCGACGGCUACGGCUCCUCACUCAUUAUGGACGACGCCAACCUCCCCUCCCUCCUAGCCCUCCCGCUUCUCGGCUUCCUCCGCAAAGAAGAACGUACCUACCAAAACACCCGCAAAAUGAUUCUAUCAAAAGAAGGGAACCCUUACUUCCUCGAAGGCAAAGCUUUCAAAGGUAUCGGUGGACCACACAUUGGUCUUAACAAUGCAUGGCCAAUGAGUCUGCUUGUGCAGGCUAUGACUAGUGAUGACGACGAGGAGAUUACGGAGCUGUUGAAUGCGGUUAAGAAGGCGAGUCCGCUGGGGUUGAUUCAUGAGAGUGUCAAUGUGGAAAGGAUAAGGGACUAUUCGAGAAGUUGGUUUGCGUGGGCGAAUAGCGUGUUUGCGCAGACGAUUUUGGAUCUUGCGGAGAGGAAGCCGCAUAUUCUGUUUGGGCCGGGGGCGAAGGAGUAUGUUGUUGGCGAGGGCUGA